CGACAAAUUUUCGAAAAAAUCCUUAUUCUUCGUCACCCCCAAGACCUCAAAACGCUUUUGUUCUAUUUCGUCGUGAUUUUUCUGCAAAGCUAAAAUUAAAAGAAAUGAAAAUGAACAAUGGGGAUGUCUCUCGUUUAGCAUCCGAAGAAUGGAGUAAGCAGCCGAAAGAAGUUCUUCGUUUCUUUGAAUUUCUCGAGAAUUUAGCGAAAGAUAGGCAUAAAAAGAUAUAUCCGGAUUAUUCAUAUUCGCCGAAAAGAAAAUCAAAAUCGAAAAACGAUACAUGUCGAAAAAAUAAUGAAGUAACAUCGGAAACUUUUUUAUUUAAAAGUAUUAAUGAGGCUGAUCGUAAUUUUUCAGAAUCAUUAAGUUUUAACGCUCAAGGAACUUGCAACGACAUUAAGCUCAAUACCGAUUAUUCUGAUUUUACAACAAAUAAUUCUCUAUCUGAACGGGAAAGAACUUUGGAUUUUUCGGAAUACAUUUAUUUCGAUCCUCAAAAUCACAAUCUUGAAAAAAAGUAUCUCGAAUAUAAUAAUCCCAAAUGUAAUAAUUCCGAAUAUAAUAAUUCCGAAUGUAAUAAUCCCGAAUAUAAUAAUCCUGAAUGUAAUAAUCUCGAAUUAGUGAUCUCGAAUUAA
Molecule: messenger RNA, 635 nt
Organism: Racocetra fulgida
Lineage: Eukaryota; Fungi; Glomeromycota; Glomeromycetes; Diversisporales; Gigasporaceae
Source: the annotation of a GenBank genome assembly